Messenger RNA from Octopus sinensis (East Asian common octopus), 1240 nucleotides. Its product is annotated as dnaJ homolog subfamily B member 13-like. Gene Ontology annotation, cellular component: cytosol. The record is from RefSeq and is a predicted model, not a curated record. Lineage: Eukaryota; Metazoa; Mollusca; Cephalopoda; Octopoda; Octopodidae. The transcript is spliced from 8 exons. Bases 70 to 1032 code for a protein of 320 amino acids. Gene Ontology annotation, molecular function: protein-folding chaperone binding.
UUAUAGUAAUAUUUUUACCUCUUCUCUCUUUUUCACUAUAUCUUAAUACAAUUCACUCGUAAAAUUAACAUGGGAAUCGAUUACUAUGAAAUACUAGAUAUUACCAGGAGUGCAACGGAUGCUGAGAUAAAGAAAAGUUAUCGGAAACUGGCUCUGUUGUACCAUCCUGACAAAAAUGAUCAAUGUCUGAAGGCUACAGAGAUGUUUAUGCAAAUCGCAGAGGCUUAUGAAGUCCUUAGUAAUCAGCAGCACAAAGCUAUAUAUGACCAGUUUGGUGAAGAAGGGCUGAAAAAUGGCAUUCCUACUAAAGGAAACGAACCAGAACCCUGGACUAAAGGCUAUGUAUUUCAUGGUAAUGCAAAAAGGGUUUUCAGAGAAUUCUUUGGCAUGGAUAACCCAUUUCAAGAAUUCUUUGAUAGAGUUGAUGGUGAUUUGAGCUUGAGUUUUGGUGGCUUACAUGGCCGAAGUCAAAAGAAAAAAGAUCCCCCAAUUGAGCGAGACUUAGUUUUAACCCUCGAAGAAGUUUACCACGGAUGUCUAAAAAAGAUGAGAAUAUCCCGCCGUGUUAUGAAUGAUGAUGGACAUACAUCAAGCAUCAGAGACAAGAUUCUUAACAUUACUGUAAGGAAAGGAUGGCUGACAGAUACUACUAUCGUCUUUCCGAAUGAGAGUGAUCAAGGACCCAAUACAAUUCCUGCUGAUAUUAUCUUCACUUUGAAAGACCAUCCACAUGAACGGUUUCACAGAAAAGGUCAUGAUUUAUACCAUACAGCUACCGUGACCUUGGAGAAGGCCUUGACGGGAUGUAUAGUUGAUAUUUCUACUCUGGAUGAUCGAAUUCUACAUAUUCCUAUUACCGAUGUAGUAAAACCUGGUUACUCAAAAGUAGUGCCAGGAGAAGGAAUGCCACAUGCUGACAAUCCCGAUAAAUUUGGCAAUCUUAUAAUAAAUUUUGAAAUAGAAUUUCCCAGAACGUUGUCACCAGAUAGAAGAACCAUGGUGAAAAAUUGCCACUUGUCGAUAUCCAGUUGAUACCACAAUGAUACCUAGUUUUAAUAUAACUGGAAACAUUAGAGGAUUUAGCCACAAGCAUGAACAAUGGAAAUUUUCCUCAAACUCUGAAAUAAACAUGCGAAAAGUGCUUCAAGAUAUAUUCAGAAGUAAGUAAUUUGUAAAAAAAUUCAAAUGUGAAGCUUGUUUUUGUGGCGUAACUUUUAAAUAAAGAAUUUAUCAUCAUCAA